Molecule: messenger RNA, 2090 nt
Organism: Pungitius pungitius (ninespine stickleback)
Lineage: Eukaryota; Metazoa; Chordata; Actinopteri; Perciformes; Gasterosteidae
Gene: tfb2m
Product: transcription factor B2, mitochondrial
Exons: 10
Coding region: 208-1560 (450 amino acids)
Biological process (GO): transcription initiation at mitochondrial promoter; rRNA methylation
Cellular component (GO): mitochondrial matrix
Molecular function (GO): rRNA (adenine-N6,N6-)-dimethyltransferase activity; mitochondrial transcription factor activity
Source: RefSeq, a predicted model, not a curated record
CACGAGAGUUGCAAAAACAACCAACGGGGGUCGGUUACUCAAUGUCACCGAGUUUUACCACUGAGCAGGACGACAAAAGCACCUUUUAAAUCGCCAAUGUGGUUAUAUUUGGAUAAAUAUAAGAUCAUUUCCGAUAAGGCAAUGGCCUCUUGAAGAGGUCCCCCAACCUUCCUCCCCUUCUCCUAGUUACAGCUCCACUGGUCCACCAUGUCUACCCAGAUAUGGAGAGGGGUUGACCUGAUGAUGCGCUCUGCUUGCUGCCAGACCAUCAGAAGUAACGUUAGGCCCUGUUUGCACCAAGCAGUGUUGGCCUCUGUGUGUCAUUCUGGCCUUUGUGUCCCCGCGGCUCCUAUGCUUCAGAGAAGGGCCUACAGCCUCUCUUCUGGUCCUGGUCGACCCACACUAGGUCCAAGCUCCGACCACCCAGGUGCAGAGAGGACUUCCUCCUCCUCAGCACUCACACACAGGAACUUGUCUGCCGUGGCUGUACAGGGUCAAUGUCGUCCCCUGUGCCGGUAUGACUCCCUGGACCUUGGGGAGGUAGAGGAGAAUGUACGCCGUGCUCUAGCCUGUAAAAAAAUAAGACACUUCAUAGUGGAUCCAGACCUGGCUGAAUUGGUAACACAGCAUCUCGGACCUGAGAAUGCUAGAAGUGUUAUCUUCGAAUGUAACCCAGGUCCCGGGGUGUUGACGAGGACACUGCUAAAUGCUGGUGCUCAGAGAGUGGUGGCUCUUGAAGGGGAUAAGUUAUUCCUUCGUGAUCUACAGGAGUUGGAAGGUCGCCUUGAUGGUCAGCUGGAAGUGGUUCACUGCGACUAUUUCAAACUAGACCCCAUCGGUGUUGGAAACCUCAGACCCCCUGUAAUGUACACUGACAAACUGUUUACUGACCUGGGAAUAUCAGAAGCUAGCUGGACUGAUGAUAUCCCAGUGAAGGUAGUGGGCAUCCUGCCUCUGCGUAAUGAACGUGGCACGCUGCUGAAGAUGGUUUACGCUUUGUUUGAACGGCAGUCCGUCUACAGAUACGGAAGAGUUGAGCUCAACCUCUUCAUAAGCGAGAAAGAAUAUCUGAAACUUGUAUCCCGUCCAGGUGAAAUGAUGCAAUACAGAGCCUUCAGUGUCCUCUGGCAGAUGGCCUGUGAUAUUGAACUACUGCACAAGGAGCCCUGGGAGUCAUUUGUGAAGUCUUCAAAACAGAGAGUGCCGAGCUCCAAGAACCAGCUUCCCAAUGAGCACUUGUGCCUGGUGCGUUUGCGUCCGCGGGCUGAUCUGUUCUCUGGGGGCCUCACUCCUACCAAUGCUUCAACUCUGCUGAUGAUGAUCAAACAGUGUAUGGCAAAGAGGAAGGUCAAGCUCAUUGACCGGCUCAACCUGUGGUCUCCAGAUAGUGGGAGUAAGCUGUUAUCGGAGAUGGGCAUGUUGGAGGACAUACUGACUGGUCAUGUAUACCCAGAGGAGUAUCUUCGACUAUUCCAGCUGAUAGACAAGAGUCAGGAGUUCACACAGAGCUGGCUUUAUGAAGAGAUUCUGGAGAACCCACAGAGGGAGGGUUGGGGCUAAUAAUAGACACACAAGCGUUAGUUGUAGUUUUAUACAAAUUGAAUACACAAGUAAAAGAAGUAUACACACAUGUAUAAUGAUAAUGUUACAUUAAAACAAACAAUAUGUGUGAUGAAAAAGACAAAAGAUUCAUGCAACAUACAAGAAUACAUAAAAGUAAGAGGUGGAAUGGAUGCAGCAGGUCUCUGCAGUUAAACAAUUAAUAUUGCAUAAUAAAGGUUUGCAUGUCCAAGAACGCUGUAUAAGAAGCCCCAUGGUGCACCAGGUCAUGCAAAUACUAUUUUAUUUGGGAAAUGUGCAUAUUAUCCAAUGAUUUAUGCAACUGCAGUUUUGCUGGUGACCGCAGUGUUGCAACCAAACCCUGCGUGUGUCUUUUAUUGCAUAGUUUUUCAAACAGAAGUAGCAAUGCCGGAAGAAGAGUCUAGUCUUUGUAUUUUUUUUGUAUUCCUUAAAAUUACUUGUGUAACGUUUUCAAUGUCUGAAAUGUCAUGUAUCAUGGUUUGUGUAAAUAAUUUGUAAUAAAAAUAUUA